Molecule: messenger RNA, 2916 nt
Organism: Chiloscyllium plagiosum (whitespotted bambooshark)
Lineage: Eukaryota; Metazoa; Chordata; Chondrichthyes; Orectolobiformes; Hemiscylliidae
Gene: naf1
Product: nuclear assembly factor 1 homolog (S. cerevisiae)
Biological process (GO): ribosome biogenesis; pseudouridine synthesis; box H/ACA snoRNP assembly
Cellular component (GO): sno(s)RNA-containing ribonucleoprotein complex
Molecular function (GO): RNA binding
Source: RefSeq, a predicted model, not a curated record
UGUUCACAGAGGGCGAGAGGCAGCGUGUUGGUGGUGAGUUGUUGAGGUGCUCACAGAGCCGCUGGUAAUAUUCACCAAAACUCAAUCAAUCCUUGUCUUCCUACCGAGGCGGGCCACUAUUCGGUCAGCUCCUCAAGUUUCGUGACGGUUUCGUUUCAUUUUUUUCCUGAGCACCGACGGUGAGACUCCCCUGUUGAUGUUAAAGUUGUCGAUUUGAUUUUGAAGAAGAAUGACAGACCAAGGAGGAGAUAGAGACGUUCAACCCUCUCAACAGACAGAUACCACUGAGAAGAGAGUGGUCUCUGAGGGCAGUUUAUUGACGGAAAGCAAUGAUGAUUUGGCUGACAAACGACAUGAACAGCCAGCAGCAGAAUUAUGCACUCAAGCAUGUAAAAAUGAAUCUCUGAUGGCAGCUUCUGAAGUUUGUGUGAUAAAGCAGAAAGAUUCUAAAGUUCAGCAUGAGCUUGGUGUUCCAUCUCUACAGAGCACUGCAAAUGAAAUUAUUGGCAAUGUGCUGCCUUGUGUAACUCCAGUACCACCUGUCGCGCAAGGGACUUUGAAUGCUGUUCAAUCAAGUGAGCUCAGUACUUCUCAGGAGUGUGAGAUUACAUCUGCCACUCCUGCCUUGGUCACUGGUGAUCAGGAAAUGGAAGUUUCAGUGUCUGCUCAGCUGGAGACAUUAUCAUUUGAAACAGCACAGUUGAAAUACCAGGAAACAGAACAUACACAAGACCAACACUCAGGCCAAGAAAAUAACUUCCCACAGGUUGAUAUUACAUUACAAGACAGUGCAGCUAACGCAGAAAUUAGUGAUGAUGAUGAAAGCUCUUCAUCGGACAGUGACUCCGAUUCUACGUCGUCAUCGUCAUCAUCAUCUUCACUGUCCGUGUUUGUAUUGUCAGAUGGUGAAGAUGAUGAUCAGGAGCUUGGAGGAAAGAGAAAACCCCAACCAGUCAAAACAAAGGAUGAACUGCUAUUGGAGGAUUUGCCCAAAGUUGAAGAAGUAAAUAUUGUUCUUCCUGAAGAAGUAAAAAAGGAGCCCAUUGGGAUUGUCUCCAGUAUCAUUGACCAAUUGGUUAUUGUAAAAUCGCUGAAGGACAUGCCGCCAGUGAAUGAGGAAACUGUUCUAUUCAGAAAGGACAACGCUUCAGUUGGGAAGGUAUUUGAGGUGUUUGGUCCAGUUUCUCAGCCAUUUUACGUUCUACGUUUCAAUUCUACUGAAGACGUCACUGUUAAGGAAAUAAAGCUACAAGAGAUGCUUUAUUUUGCCCCUGCAGUGAAGGAUUUCACUCAGUACAUCUUUGCAGAGCAACUCAAGCAUGAGAAAGGUUCUGAUGCAUCUUGGAGAAAUGACCAGGAGCCACCAGCUGAAGCUCUGGAUUUCAGUGACGAUGAAAAAGAAAGGGAAGCAAAACAAAAGAAGAAAAAGAAGCAACAAAAUCAUGGAGAUAAAAAUACUCGAUCUGGUGGAAAGGAAGGUGGACAAGCACAACAACAAAAACAAGUUCGUUCAACGUAUGGGAGAGGAUUUCACCACAGUCCUGGUCAGGGAUUCCGUCAUCAUUCUUCAACCAGAUUUGAAAGUCCAACAGGUUAUGGGUUUCCUCAGCCACCAGGAAACUUUGGAGCAUCGUUUAACCAGAGGUCACCAUUUAGACCUCCAGGACUUCAACCAUCUGACAAUAUGAUGCGUUCACAGCCAUUAAUGUCAUGGCCUUAUACUCCUCCAUUUUGGUCUCCAGUGCCGAAUGAAAUGCAUCGUUUCUUAACUCCACCACCUCCGCCACCACCUCCUCCUCCUCCUCCUCCGCCCUCCCUUCCACUUCAGCCAAUGAGCCCAGACUGGUCAGAGCCUAACAUGAGGCACACUACUUGCUUUCCAAAUGCUCCCCCCUCUUGUUUUUCUAAUGCGCCUCCUCACCCACCAAAUUCUCAGCUCCAUCCACAAGGCUCACAAGACUUUGUUUAUAGACCUGGCUAUUAGGAAGGCUCAUGUUUGCAAACUUUCUGAUGUACAUGAAGUUUAUAACAAAUAUCAAUUAUCAUUCUCAGUUCAGACAUAGAUAGAAUUGGGUGUAAAAUUUUCUGACAGUAUUCAGGAGGGUAAAGCAGCUAAGAGCAUGGUUGUGCUCAUUGAAAUAGCAUCAGUUAAUGAUAAUUAUGAUCUAAUAAGCACUGUUCACAUUGAGUCUCUGCUUCCAAUAACCAUUUGAAGCAAGCAAAAUCUUACAAGUAAAAACAAGUGCAGAGCUAUGUCCCUUGUGUCAUCUUAAACUUAAAGAACUAGUUUGCACUUACUAAUUAUGAAUGCUGUCUUUCCUGAUGUCUGCUCUUGUUAAACUUCAGUGGAAAGAGGUACUGAUUUUGUCCAUGUUAUAGAAUAAAUUUGACUUUUCUUCAUAUUUCAGCUAAUAAAUUCAGUCCCGUACAGCAAUACUUUGUAUGUAUCAUUCUACUUGUUCAGAAAUGGCACUUUGGGUGUGAAAGGCGUCUCUGUCAGGCCAAAAUGAGUCCUGCAGCCUCAUUUGUAUCUCAAACAAUGUUUUUCUCCAUUUAGGAUUUUGAACAGGAUGCAAAAUGAUCUGCUAAUUUGGUAUUACUCAUUUUGUGUUGCUGCUAAAGACCAAUUUAAUCUUAUUUCCUGAGCAUAAAUUGUAAUGCUGUAUUUUGUAAAUACAGAAAUUUUGUGUAACUGGUGUUAAAUUAGUCAGCCAAUACAUUUAGCGAACUUUACAUCUUCAGAAAAUCCCGAGUGUCACUUCUUUACCCCUCAAAAUGGUUGGCUGUGAAAUUGAGUAAAUUAAAAAUAUUUUAAUAAAGGUGUCAAGUUCUUUCUUUAAUAUUUGUAUUUGUCUUUUGACAUUGAAUGUAAGUUUAAAGAGAAUGGAAUUGAAAAUUAAAUUACUUCACAACUUU